CUGUGGGGCCGGAGGGGCCGCGGGACUACAGCUCCCGGCGUGCCCCGCGGCAGGACUACCGCUCCCGGCAUGCUUCGCGCUAGGACUACAACUCCCGGCGUGCCCCGCGCGACCUCCACAGCGGCGGGAGCGGCGCGGCAUGCGGCUCUCGGUCCUGCUGAGCGCGGCACGGCCGCGGCUGCCCCGGGGCUACCGGCACGGCACGUGGCCCCCCGACUCCACGGCCGCCCGGCUCCGCAACCCGCCGGGCCAGCGCCGCCGCAAGGUCUUCGUGGAGCCCGUGGCCAAGGACGACUGGAAGGUGUUCAAGGGUGACACGGUGCAGCUGCUGGCCGGGAAGGACGCGGGCAGGCAGGGCAUGGUCACGCAGGUGGUGCGAGAGCGCAACUGGGUGGUGGUGGAAGGGCUGAACACGCACUUUCGCUACGUCAACCGCACGGCCAAGUACUCGGGCUCCUACAUCGCCAGCGAGGCGCCGCUGCUGCUCAGCCAGAUCUGCCUGGUGGACCCCGAGGACCGGAAGCCGACGGAGGUGGAGUGGAGGUACACGGAGCAGGGCGAGCGCGUGCGCGUGUCGCUGCGCAGCGGCCGCAUCCUGCCCGUGCCCCCGCAGCCACGCCGGGACGGCGUCGUCCCCGAGCAGUGGAUCGAUGGCCCCAAGGACACGUCGGAGGAGGACGCGCUGGCCAAGACGUACCGGCCGUCGCUGAAGACCUUCGAGGAGGAGAUCAUGGAUGCCAUGGGCAUCGUGGAGACACGGCGGGCCAAGAAAUCCUACUGGUAUUGACUGGGAGAGCUGGGAACCCCCCCAGCCAGCCCAGGAAAUCCUACUGGUGUUAACUGGGAGCCCCCCCAGCCAGCCCAGGAAAUCCUACUGGUGUUAACUGGGAGAACUGGGAGCCCCCCAAGCCAGGCCAGGAAAUGCUACUGGUAUUGACUGGCGGAGCUCAGAGCCCCCCAAGCCAGCCCAGGAAAUCCUACUGGUAUUAACUGGGAGAGCUGGGAGCCCCCCAAGCCAGGCUAAGAAAUCCUACUGGUAUUAAGUGGGAGAACUGGGAGCCCACCCAGCCAGCCCAGGAAAUCCUACUGGUAUUAACUGGGAGAGCUCAGAGCCCCCCAAGCCAGGCCAGGAAAUCCUACUGGUAUUGACUGGGAGAGCUGGGAACCCCCCAAGCCAGGCUAAGAAAUCCUACUGGUAUUAAGUGGGAGAACUGGGAGCCCACCCAGCCAGGCUAGGAAAUCCUACUGGUGUUAACUGGGAGCCCCCCCAGCCAGGCCAGGAAAUCCUACUGGUAUUAACUGGGAGAGCUGGGAGCACCCCGAGCCAGGCUAGGAGAUGCUACUGGUGUUAACUGGGGGAGCUGGGAGCCCCCUGAGCUGGGCUCUGCAAUAAACACCCCCUGGAUUUGC
Molecule: messenger RNA, 1410 nt
Organism: Passer montanus (Eurasian tree sparrow)
Lineage: Eukaryota; Metazoa; Chordata; Aves; Passeriformes; Passeridae
Gene: MRPL24
Product: mitochondrial ribosomal protein L24
Exons: 6
Coding region: 140-787 (215 amino acids)
Biological process (GO): translation
Cellular component (GO): mitochondrion; ribosome
Molecular function (GO): structural constituent of ribosome; RNA binding
Source: RefSeq, a predicted model, not a curated record